AUGGUGAAGAUUUUUGUGGGAGGAGUAUCUCCAUCUGCAUCCCCUGAGGAAUUAAAGAAACUCUUUGAGAGGUAUGGGCAAGUAAAUGAAUGUGACAUCCUUAAAAAUUAUGCCUUUGUUCACAUGGAAAGAGAACAGGAUGCUCAUCUUGCUAUUGGUGAGCUACACAAACAGGAGUUCUACGGCUCCCACCUCACAGUGGAAUACGCCACCUCCAAAAUACGUAACGCUACCAAAAUCUAUGUGGGCAAUGUCUCAAGUAGAGCAACUACAUCACAAAUAAAAGAACUUUUUGAGAAGUUUGGCAAAGUAGUUGAGUGUGACAUUGUUAAGAACUAUGCCUUUGUGCACAUGGCCAAAGAGAGAGAGGCUAUGGAUGCCAUUUUACGCCUCAACGAUACUCCUCUGGAAGAUCAAAAGAUAUUUGUGACACUAUCCAAAAGCAACAAUGUCUCAAAAAAUUCUAAGGUUGUGCCCACAGUUGUGAUGGCAACUCCAUCUCCUGCUCCCCCACCCGCUUUUUACUUCCACCGUGGACGUCUACCAGCACCUCCACCUCCCUUUCCAUCUUACUCACCUCGUUCUUGGUACGAGAGGGAGUACUAUGAGCGGUACUCCUAUGACUUCUAUGAUAGGAGUGGACUGGGAGCUCGUGCUGCAUUUGACAGGUCCCUAACUCCAGCAAUGAUGGCUGCUGCAGCCAUUCCUACAGUUCCUUUUACAGCUCCUCCUCCUCCCCCACCACCAUCCAUUAGUGGAGCCUUGGCUGCUGCAUACAGAGACAGAAGUCCUGUAGGAAGAACAACAGCUGCAGCAGCAGUUGUAGCACAAUAUGCAGAUCCAUAUGGUGCCUCUCAAGCCUAUAGCCAGAGCUUCAGUCAAGCUUAUGUCUCUGCUUUCUCUCAGUACAGCAUGGAAGCAGCGGCCUACAGUCCAACAGAAUACUAUGAUAAAUAUGCCAAUGGGUACACAAGCCAGUACAGCCAAACCUACUGA
Molecule: messenger RNA, 996 nt
Organism: Bombina bombina (fire-bellied toad)
Lineage: Eukaryota; Metazoa; Chordata; Amphibia; Anura; Bombinatoridae
Product: RNA-binding protein 4B-like
Exons: 1
Coding region: 1-996 (331 amino acids)
Biological process (GO): mRNA splicing, via spliceosome
Cellular component (GO): nuclear speck
Molecular function (GO): mRNA binding
Source: RefSeq, a predicted model, not a curated record